UGCUCCGGCUCACUACACCGUCGGGGUAGUUAGUUAAUUUCUGAAUUGACCCCUUACCGCCCCAUACCCAGGCCAGUUGUCCUCGAGUCGUGAACGAUGCCCUUGCCCCAGGAGUUCGCCGUGUCGGACCAUCCACCUGCAGACGCUGUGAUCAGACACGUCCUUGCUCCAACCACCCGCAAAACGCAGCUUGUGGUUCUCAUCUCUAGCUUUUUGACUGUGAUCAUGACCAUUGGCCCGAAUCUCUCUUAUGGCGUGUUCCAGGAGUACUAUGUGACCAAUUCUGGGACGCUUCUGCCUCCAUCAGAGGCCAAGAAUCGAGGCGCCGUGGCUCUUGUCGGGACCGUUGGAGCAGGCCUGACGUGGGCAGGAUCCAUAUUCGUGAAUCCCCUGAUGACCAGAGUUAGGGGGAACGCAAACCGAAACAUUACCCUAGCUGGCUGCUUCUUGAUGAGUCUGGCUUAUGGCCUUGCCGGCUCGUGUGAUCGUCUUUGGCAGCUUGCUUUGACCCAGGGCCUCAUGUACGGUCUUGGGAGUUCAAUGCUCUACUUUCCCCUCCUCAGCAUCGCUCCUGAAUACUUUGAUCAACACCGAGGGCUCGCCAUGGGCUUCAUCUUGAGCGGAGCGGGCGUCGGUGGGUUGAUCCUAUCACCAACCGUGCGCAUUCUGCUCGAUAAUUUUGAUGCCCGAUGGAGUCUACGAAUUUUAGCCCUGGCAAAUCUCGCCAUCACGUUCCCAAUUGCUUUCUUUGCUCCACCUAGCCGCAGCACCAUAAGAAGGCCGACUUUAGUCAAUCCGGCCAUCGUCAAGAAGCCCGCUUUUAUUCUCCAGUCGUUUGCAGCCUUGCUUCAAGCUAGCGGCAACUUCGUGCCGAUGACCUUUCUUCCGGAAUUCUCCACGGUGCUCGGCUAUUCGGUCUCAUUUGGCGCGACACUGCUUGCUAUAAACAAUGGAGUCAACGCCGUCUCGAGUGCCGUGAGCGUUUUGGGUCUGUGGUUGGCGGCAGCCAACACAGGGGACAAAACCUUCUGGGUUAUGUUUGUGGUGAUAUACGGGAUAUUAGCAGGUAAGAGGAAAACCAUCCAAGCAUCGGCCACUUUAUAUCACAUACUGAACCCAAGUCUCGCAGGGGGAUACAAUGCCCUAUUUCCCACAACUGUGACUGACGUCUUCGGCGUACACGCGUAUGCUUCCGUUAAUGGCUUUCUCUACUUUAUUCGAGGCCUCGGAGCCAUGUUCGGUUCACCGGUUGGCGGCUUGAUCCUGGGAAGCUCUCGAACCUUGCUUCCUAGCGAAGAUACAGCACGUCUUCUUAAAGAUUAUCAGAGAUUGAUUUGGUACGAUGGGGCACUGCUUGUGGGAUCAUCGCUAUGCGUCAUUGGCGUCCGGGGAUUUGACGCGUUGGAGAAACGAAGAUGGGCCUGGAAAGCUUGAAGCAUUUAGCCUCUCCUACCAAGCUCCUUUGUGAGAUGGAUUUCCUCGCGGUUUCGAUCCAGGUAUCUGCGGGUAGGAUAUUGAGAUUACUCAAUUUAUUCAUGAAGCACUG
Coccidioides immitis RS is the source of this 1546-nucleotide messenger RNA. RefSeq names its product major facilitator superfamily transporter protein. Lineage: Eukaryota; Fungi; Ascomycota; Eurotiomycetes; Onygenales; Onygenaceae. The transcript is spliced from 4 exons. Bases 97 to 1434 code for a protein of 445 amino acids. Gene Ontology annotation, cellular component: fungal-type vacuole membrane. Gene Ontology annotation, biological process: transmembrane transport. Gene Ontology annotation, molecular function: transmembrane transporter activity. The record is from RefSeq and is a predicted model, not a curated record.